Anneissia japonica is the source of this 1383-nucleotide messenger RNA. RefSeq lists its product as uncharacterized. NCBI's taxonomy places the organism in Eukaryota, Metazoa, Echinodermata, Crinoidea, Comatulida, Comatulidae. Gene Ontology annotation, molecular function: carbohydrate binding. The transcript has 5 exons. Gene Ontology annotation, biological process: biological process involved in interspecies interaction between organisms. Gene Ontology annotation, cellular component: external side of plasma membrane. The record is from RefSeq and is a predicted model, not a curated record. The coding region runs from base 1 to 1383 and encodes 460 amino acids.
AUGGAUAUGUUCGUCGUCAUGUUUAAAAAAAUGUUUAUUUUUAUCUGUCUAUUACAUGGCUUUCUUUCAGUCAUCUACUGUGAAGUCUGUGUAGACUUUUAUUUUGGGUCAUCGCACUAUGAAGCUACAUUUGUGGAAACAGACUAUAAUGGUUUGAAAACAUGGAACGACCUUAAAGAAAUAUGUGAACAAUCAGGCUAUCAACUUGUAAGCAUAACCAGUUCAGAUGAAAACGAUGCAAUCUUGAACUUCCUCCAAGAUAAUUGCACACGUGGAAACUACGCCAUCGGAUUAUCCCGCCAGAUAGGAAUUUAUCCUCAAAAUGCUUGGAACUGGGAAUCCGGUGAUACUGCUAUGGAGUUGUUAUGGGGCAGUAAUGAACCAAAUGUUCCUGUUAAUGACUCUGCAGUAGUGUAUAUGACGACCCUGGAAGAAUUCGGACCUGGCAAAUGGUACGACAUUGAGAGUAUCGCGCUAAUAGGGUCUCAAACUGCAAAUACUGAAUAUGGUUAUAUUUGUGAAAAAUCAAUAACAACCACGCAGUUAUCCACGACUACUGAUGGCACGUCAAUGCAGUCAUUUUCUAGCAGUAUUAUACCGUUAAGUUCCACUUAUCGCAUGCAUACAUCAGUAGUAGCCACGGUAAAUGGUGAACCCAAAGACAGAACUGGUAUUAGUGAUGAGCCAAUUACGAAAACUAACACAGAAAAUCACAAAGAUUUGAUGAUGAUCGUGCUUGUAUCUGCGUCAUCCGUUGCAGCAAUUUUAGUCCUGAUUUUAGUCUGGUUUCGGAAACGAUUAUGUUGUAAGUCAAAGACCAAAAUGAACCCGGAACUUUUGAUGGAUGAUAUAGCUGAGGAUAAGCCUUGUGAUGUGCUGAGAGGUUCUACUAAAAACGGAUGCCGUGACGUUGAUAACGAAAAAAUGUUAAUGUGCAAUACGUUGUAUAACGUGCCUACAAAGAGGCCAGGACCUAAUGUGCCAUAUACCAUCCAUAUUUCAAAUAGUUCAUUCGAUAAUGCACUUGAGGCGGAAAAAUAUCCAGUGAAUCAAAGUUCAAGUGCGCAUGACAGAAAGAAUCCAUAUGGCUAUGAAUCUGAAGAGAAUCCUACAUACGAAGGUUAUCAUGAUGAAAAUUCUUACCGCAUUGAUGAUGGGAUUAAAUGCGACAGUGAAGGUGAAGAGGACAACCCGGCCUACGAUGCUCUUCCGUUUGAAGCAUCAUGUCUUUACUCUUCGCCGCAUGAAAUGGGUGAUGUUGCUAGCUCUGGUGAUCUAUCACAAAAAAAGACAGUCGUCAGAGCAAAGCAUGUAGGUAAUCUUGAUAAUGUAGCAGAUUCGAACAUAGAUGCUCUGUAUGCAAAACCUGACAUGUCAAUGUAA